GUAAAUAGGAUUUCGAAAUACGAAUUAAAAUUAAUCGGGCGUUGGGAUAGACAUUCAGAAGCGUGUUAAAUUAAUGAUGUUUAAAUACAAAUUAUUAUUAUUCAUAAUAGUCUCAAAUAAAGUGCCACAAAGCAACUGUCAUUAAAAGAUUUAAUUUGAGACAAAUUAUUGUUAACUGAUGACUAAGGAUAAAGUGGAAAAAUUUUAUUAUUUAAACAGAGUAAAAGUAUUGUGAAGAACUACACGAUUUAACAUUAUUAUAAGAACAUGAUUCAUAGGAAUAUUAAACAGACAAAUUAUGAGUUAUUUGAAGAUUAUUUUUCAGUGGCACGUUUUAAUACUAAAUGCGUAGUAUUGUUAAAUAUAUUUUUAGUGGAAUUUUUUAAAAAACAUUACCUGGUGCGGAAAGACCUUUAUAGGAUAAAUUAAUUAAUUCAUGAUAGAAUUCGAUAUUUUCUAUAAAAUUAUCAAAACCAUCAAAAUAUUUUUGUAGCUGGCAUAAGUUUUUUCAACAUCAUCAUCAUUAUCUUAACAAUACGAUUAUGCAACCUUUUUUUAUUAUUUGUCAUUGGUGUUAGACAGCAACAUAAACUUCUAGCUAAACAAAGAUAGCGAUUAUCAUGACUGAUAAAUCUGUUUCACAUAAAAAUCUAAUCGUAUAAAUACUUUGUAACGAACAUGUUAUUUUCAAUUCGACUGAAUAAGUUGACCAGUCAGUUUUAAAUUGAAAACAACCGAUAUUUGUAUUUUGGAGUAAUCAUCAGUGAAAUCAAUCCCAAAAUGGCAUACAAAUUUUUCAAUAUAACUGUGCUAUUCCUAAGCUUGAUGAUUGUUGGAACAAUAAUAGCAUCUCCUGUCGAUCAUUCUAAGAAAAAUGUUGAAAACUUACUCCUAAAUAUUGUUUUGGAUUCAAUGAAUAAUCAACACAGUAAUCAUAGUUUUCUGUGUGGAACCUUGUUAAACGUUGAGCAAGUUUCGGUUAAAGAUGAUUCUUUAAUGUACAACGUAUCAGUCCUACUGGUACCUGAUUGUGACAUGUGUUCACGACUAAAAUGUCACAUGCUUGUCAAAGAAAAUGUAUCUUCCUCUGAUUUUACUGUUUAUGAGCAAUCAAAAGAGUGUUAUGAUUACGAAGAAAAAAAAGGACCUACUGAAAUUGAUGUUAAUGAUCAAAAAAUUCAAAAGUUCGUGAAUGAAGGUAGAAACAAACUUGAUGAAUACAAGACAUCCGAUAAACCAUUCAUCACUACCAUGGUCAAUGCAACAAAAGAAGAUCUUUCUGAUAAAAUUAAAUACGUCAUUUACUUUACUCUAGUUGAACCUACCUGUGUUACUGUAGAAAUUAGAACUUCAUGUUCAAUACAAGAUGAUAGUCUUGCCAGAUUAUGCACAGUUAUUGUUGAGGAACAACAUAAAUUUAAGUUUACUAUCAGAAACAUUGAUGCUACUUGUGAAAAGGAACAACAUCCUCUAGACGCAUUGAUGCAACUUGUGAAAAAGAACAACGUAUUAUAAUGCGUUAGAAAAAAGAUUUUUUUCAUAACCAAACAUUGAACCAAUCUUGUUGUUCAAUUUAAAAAAUUUUUAAUAUUUCAAUGCUAAAUUUGAGUUUAUAUAAAU
Chelonus insularis is the source of this 1620-nucleotide messenger RNA. RefSeq lists its product as uncharacterized. Lineage: Eukaryota; Metazoa; Arthropoda; Insecta; Hymenoptera; Braconidae. The record is from RefSeq and is a predicted model, not a curated record. The transcript is spliced from 2 exons. Bases 781 to 1515 code for a protein of 244 amino acids.